Molecule: messenger RNA, 807 nt
Organism: Trematosphaeria pertusa
Lineage: Eukaryota; Fungi; Ascomycota; Dothideomycetes; Pleosporales; Trematosphaeriaceae
Exons: 2
Coding region: 1-807 (268 amino acids)
Molecular function (GO): gamma-glutamylcyclotransferase activity
Source: RefSeq, a predicted model, not a curated record
AUGACAGAGUCUGAAACAGUCUGGUACCUCGCGUACGGGUCGAACAUGAGCACUGCCAAAUUUACCGGUCGCCGAGGUAUUGUACCCAUGAAGUCCGCCAGAGUCUUUCUCCCUAAUUGGGUUCUAACUGCCGAGAUCCCUGGCGUCCCAUACUCAGAGCCAUCGUACUACUCCAUUCGGCCUCGCAAAGAGUCAGGAGCUGAGAAAGCACUUUCACCGGAUGUCAUCGGCGUUGCAUAUCUCAUCACGGCGGAGCAAUACCAUCGAGUCAUUGCUUCAGAGGGGGGCCAAAUUGCAUACCAGGAUAUACGGGUCUGUGGGAAGCCCUUGGACGCAGCAGAUGCAGAAAACACUGGGGCUGAGGUAGUUGUUCAAACACUGGGAAGCACGACCAUGGUCCGCCACCCGACACCAACCCCCAGUCAGCGAUAUAUGGACGUAGUCAUGGCGGGGGCUGAAGAGGCACAGCUGCCCCUUGCUUACCAAGAGUUCCUUUCCCGGGCUCCCCACUAUGUUCCACCUCGAAGCUGGUGGACGAGAAUUGGCGCGUCUCUCUUUCUCGCAUGGUGCGCUCCUAUGUGGCGGAUGAUAGAUAUCAUCACACACUCCAACACCGGAAAGGAUGGUAAAGUCCCCUCUCCCAUCGUUUGGCUUGUACGGGGUGUUGUGUUUCUCAUUUGGAUGGUCCAUGAUUGGGUUUUCGCUCCCAUAUUCGGACGUGGCGAUGGGAUUGGACAGACGUGGGAGUACCUCUUCGCGAAGGGAGCCUAUAACAAGAAGUCCGGCACAAUCUAUGGAACACUGUAG